CAGGCUCCGUGUGGGGAGGCGCCGGCGGCGCGGGCAGCAUCGGGUGGGACUGACCGGGCGUCGUAGCGGCGGCGACUGCGAGCCGAGCCCGGAGCAUGGCAGGGGCUGGAGCCGCUGCAGAGGCUGCUGCUGGUGCUUUCCCUGCUUCGCCGCCUCCUCCCACCCGUCGGGAACUUUUCCUAGCGGCUGGUGGCGGUGCCUCCCCCCGGUUGUGGCAGCGGCGGCGGCGGUUGCUGCGUUCGGCGGUGCCUCCUGGGCCGGGGCUGGGGCUCCUGGGACUGGUUUUCUCUCGUUUCUGCUGCAGUGCCUUAGCUGGACCAGUUGUUGAUCCACAUGUGACAGCAGUUUGGGGGAAGAAGGUUGCACUGAAAUGCAUAAUUGAUGUGAACGAAACAAUCACACAAGUUUCUUGGGAGAAGAUAUAUGGUAAAAGUUCACAGACUAUUGCUGUUCAUCACCCUGAAUAUGGAAUAUCUGUUCAAGGAGAAUACCAAGGAAGAGUGGCAUUUAAAAACUACUCACUUACUGAUGCAACAAUCAUCUUAAAAAAUGUAAGCUUUUCUGAUGCAGGAGAAUAUGUUUGCAAGGCAGUUACAUUCCCACUUGGAAAUACACAGUCGUCAACAACUGUAACAGUAUUAGUUGAACCAGUUGUGAGCUUAAUGAAAGGACCAAACCCUCUAAUAGAUGGGUCAAAUAGGACAGUAGCAGCCACUUGUACAGCAGCCACUGGAAAACCUGCUGCGCAGAUUGUCUGGGAAGGAGGCCUUGGUGAAAUGGAAUCCACCUCUAUUUUGUUUCCAAAUGAAACAGUGACAGUUGUAAGCCACUAUGUGAUUGUCCCUACACGAUUUGCAAGAGGAAGACUCAUAACCUGCGUUGUGAGGCACCCCACCCUUGAAAAAGAGAUGAGAUACCCUUUCAUGCUGGACAUACAGUAUGCCCCGGAAGUUUCAGUAACUGGCUAUGAUGGAAACUGGUUCAUUGGAAGAGCAAAUGUUCAGCUCAAAUGUAAUGCUGAUGCAAAUCCACUACCUAUGGAAUUUAUGUGGACCAGGUUGGAUGGACAAUGGCCUGAAGGACUAUUGGCUGUUAACAAUACUUUGCAAUUCAGCAGCCCUUUGACUUACAACUACACUGGGACUUACAUUUGUAAGGUGACGAAUGCCCUUGGUCAGAAAAGUGAUCAGAAGACUAUCUACAUAUUAGAUCCUCCUACUACUACCACUCGACUGCCCACGGUUCCCUGGCAUCCUUCGACUGAUGGCACCACAGGUUUAGCAACAGAACCUAGAAUAAUAAAUUUCCCAACAUCAACCUUGCCAACAAAACAGGACGACACUUGGGGUAUCGUUGUUGGUUGUGUGGUGGGUGGGGUUCUUUUGCUGUUACUUCUUGGUACUCUGGUUGGAGCUGUCUACUAUAAGAGAAGAAAGACGUUCCGCGGUGACUACUUUGCUAAGAGCUACAUUCCACCAUCAGAUAUGCAAAAAGAGUCCCAAAUAGAUGUUCUUCAGUCAGAUGAAAUGGGUUCUUACCCUGGCAGUAUAACAAAAGAAACAAAGCACCCAAUGAACUUAAUAUCUAAAGAUUAUUUGGAAGACCCUGGAAAACCUGAGUUGAACAAUGUAGACAAUACUAACAGGUACCAGGACCGUUAUGAAAGACCAAUGGAUUACCAUGAAGGUGGAACAUUUGGAAUGAGUUUUAUGCAUGGUGAAUUUUAUGAGGAUGAUGACUUUGUUUCUCACUUAGAUGGUGCAGUAAUAUCUCGGAGGGAGUGGUAUGUGUAGUAACCACUGAAAACUAAACGUGUACCUGCAGUUCGCUUCAUUGGCUGGUCACUUUCAGAUUGUUUAUACUUACACAAGAGGAGAAUAAACUUUGAAACUUUUUUUUGAAGGUUUUUAUAUGUUGACUUGACACAAUGGAAAUACUGAAUCUGGGGAAAAUAUAUUUGAGCUGCUUUUUUUUCCCAAUGCUGUACUACUGUUUAAGAUUUGAGUUUUAAUGCAGAGUGCUUAUAUUGGUCUAUGUCAGAGUUAAAAAAAAGGCUAAAUUAAAGUUGCCAUUCAAUAUUGUUUAAGAAUAAAAAGUGGCUGUCUUGGCUCUCUGAUUUAAAAAUAAGUUUACCCAAGGCAAUGAUCAAAUAUAAUCUUUGGGGGCUUUGAAUUACCCAAUCUAGGUAACAUCCACAGUAAACUUAAGGCUUCUAUAUAGCAAAUACUUUACCAAUUAAAAUAAGUUACAGCAGAAUUGAAGCUUUAUUUUCUAGGGUUUUUUUCUGCAUAAAAAUGAAUACCUCUUAGCAUUUUAAUGAGCCUUCUUGUAACUAUAUAGUUAAAAGUUAAGUCAUUGCACUGAAACUAACUUAUGAACAACAUUUUGAGGAGUAACUGUAAACAGGUCAAAGGCUUGUAUUUGAAUAAGAUGAAAAGUUAUUUUUUUAUAGUCAUUGAUUACUAAAGCUUACUCUAGUGUCUGUAUAUAUACAUACAGUGAGGUGUUUUGUUAGGCCUGUAAUUGGCAGGAUGUCAAAACUCAUUAAUGCAUACAAGAUGCUCUUUGCAACUCCACAGGGUGCAAUUUUUGAGACCUGUUCUGGAGGCUUUGUGGGAAUCUUACCAUUGAACUUAAAAGCUGGUUAUAUGGACACAACUAAGGAGGAAACACCCAUAUAGAUUCCAAAGCUGGAGGCUAAUGUGAAUGUGCUUAUUUUCCCAGGUGCCAAAAAGCAUUAGUUUCUAUGACCAGAAGUUAAAACAGCGGUUUUACGCUGCUUCUGACUAAGUUACAAUACCUGCUUUGAAGAGGGUAGACAGAGUUUCAGAUUAUUAGUAGGGAAGUGGACAUUUGCACUGCUACUUCAGGUAUUGAAAAUGCACUCUUCAGUGGUGCAACUCAAAGAGUCUAUGAAACAGGAAUUCAGUCUCUGUGCAGUCUCUGUACCACAGUGGAUUUGGUUUCCCUGCAAAUAAUUCAUACUGAUUUUACAUGUUCUUUAAAAUGACAUGGUAUCCAUUAUACAUAGGAAAUCUUGUCUGACAUGUGAAAUAGUUCUACUUUAUCUUGAGCAGAUUCACCAAACUAAAUCUGCCGAUUAUGCAAGGAGGAAUGAAACAACUUUAGAUGAAUUGCAGAACAAUGAAUUCAUAAGUAGAAUACUAAAUCUUUUGAAGUGUUUAGCUUGCGGAAAUUGAAGCUGAUAAGGCUAUUAGUAUUUGAAACCUGAAAAGGGUCUGCUACCAUUAAUGUGAAAUAGGCUGCAUAAAGCCGCUCCAUGAGCAUUGAUGCUGGAAGUUCUUUUCUGUCCUCAUGAUGUUUGGUAGCUUACAGCAUUUAGAGCUUCCCAAAAAUAGUUAUAUUGAGUGUUGUAGACAAUACACUGUGAUUGCAUAUGACUGCAUGUCUUUAAAAAAUAUUAAGACAACAGCUUUAUUUGAAAUUCAAAUGGAAAAGCAUCCCUAAACAACUUAAGUUUGGGUUUGGAUUAAUGGAGUACAUGAUUGACCAAAGUCUCAAAAACAAUAGCAAGUGAUAUUGUGGUUAUCUGUAGUUUGAGUGCAAACAAAAGAAAAGGAGUGAAAUUUCUAGCAGAGGGUUCUGAUCCAAAUUAUCUCUGGAAUAAAGAGAUUAUACCUCUCUUCAAAUAAAAACUUGAUAUAUCAUCUUUAAAAGAUGGUUUUACUUGGAAAUAAACAUAACCAUAAACCAGUUUUCCACAUGGGAUAUCUUGCUUUUGUCCCAGUGGAUUUUUUGCUUUGAUUUUUAAAAUAUAUAUAUAUAUUUAAUUCCUAUGGGUUGAGAAGUUGAAAUGUUCUGGAGUUGAAGUUAUUAAUAGGGAUAGGGCUUACGUGCGUUGCAAUGUUUUGUACAUUAUAUCUACUGUAAAAACAAUUGAUUGUACUACAAAUGGCUGUUGUGUGAAUAAACUUUUUCUUACAUUCUGAAACACA
This is a messenger RNA of Passer domesticus (house sparrow), 3956 nucleotides long. RefSeq names its product nectin cell adhesion molecule 3 (gene NECTIN3). The record is from RefSeq and is a predicted model, not a curated record. The coding region runs from base 96 to 1793 and encodes 565 amino acids. Gene Ontology annotation, cellular component: adherens junction; apical junction complex. Lineage: Eukaryota; Metazoa; Chordata; Aves; Passeriformes; Passeridae. The transcript has 6 exons. Gene Ontology annotation, biological process: heterophilic cell-cell adhesion; homophilic cell-cell adhesion.